Myripristis murdjan (pinecone soldierfish) is the source of this 1482-nucleotide messenger RNA. RefSeq lists its product as uncharacterized. The record is from RefSeq and is a predicted model, not a curated record. NCBI's taxonomy places the organism in Eukaryota, Metazoa, Chordata, Actinopteri, Holocentriformes, Holocentridae. Bases 114 to 815 code for a protein of 233 amino acids. The transcript has 5 exons.
AAACUCCAGUCAGUUGUGCCUCAGCCAGCGUGCGAGCAGCUGCACCUCUACUCCACCUUCAUCAUCAUCAUCCUCCUCAUCACCUCCUCCUCCUCCUCCUCCUCCUCUCCACCAUGGCGAGCUCCAGCUCAUCGCAGACGGUGAGGAGCCUGGUGAUCGUGGUGCUGGCGUUGUGGUCGAUCAUCUCGCUCAUCAUCAUCGUGGUGUGGGCGACGUCGCCCGACAUGAAGAGCGCCAGCCAGUGCCGCGCCGAGCUGCAGGAGGCCACCGAGAAGCUGGAGGGCGCCAAGGUGGUGCACGCCAAGAACCAGGCCAAGCUGGAGGAGAUGGUGCUGGAGGCCCGGGAGAACGUGAGCCGGCAGCAGCACAACAUCCAGGUCCUGCUGCUCGAACUCGCCGCCGCCAACGCCUCGCUGGACGACUGCAAGCAGGAAAACGUGGUGCUGAAGGGGAACAUCAGUGCGCUGGAGCAGCAGAUCGAGCAGCACAGGCAGACCGAGCUGAACCUCACCGCUCAGAUCGAGCUGCAGCAAGAUCACAUAGAGGUUCUGCAGGUGAACGUGACGCAGGCGUUCCAUCAGACCCAGUCGUGCCUCAGCCUGAACGCCGCCGCUGAGAGCCAGAAGGACGCGGCUCAGAGCCAGACCGCCCUCUGCGAGACCAGCAAGCACUUCCUGGAGAGGCAGCUGCUCAAGUGUAAGGUGGUGGACCAGCAGGCUCCUCAGCAGACUCAGACAGAUAAAAACUCCUCGCCGCUCGCCGGCGCCCCCACCCUGCUGCUGCUGCUCUGCUCCAGCCUGCUCCUCCUCACCUGAUGUGGCGGCGGCGGCGGCGGCGGCGGGUCGGAGCCGUGUGGACAAACAUGACUGCUGUAAACUUCCUGUCUGCAGAACGCCACCUCACCGCCAGGAGGCACAGCGCUUUCACACGGACUGGGGGGGCGGGGCUAAAGACUUUCUGCUUCCUUUUCUACUGCUUUGCAGACACACACACACACACACACACACAGAGCUCACACACACUCUGAGGUGCCUCUAGUCAGCGUCACAGAGCUUCCUGCCGCAAGGCGAGCGCCGUGGAGGCUCAGUGUGAAACUUCAUAACUGUGUGUCUGUGAGUGUGUAAGCGUGUGUGUGUGUGUGUGUGUGUGUGUGUGUGUGUGUUUGGAUUCAGCCACAGUUAUGUCAGCUUCCAUUUUAGUGUUGCUGUUUCUGUCGAACAGUGAGCGGGCAGCAUCGACAGACACUCUGGACUCUGAGAUGCUUUAAGAGACGCUGCCAGUCUCAGCCGGUCCAGAAAACAACGAAACAACAACCAGAGAUCCAGAUCUGCUCCUUUAUUUUGAAAUCCCACUUCCCAGCACAGAUUCUGAUUAAAUAUAUUAACAUAUAUACACUGUAUAUUUGGGGAAAAAAAUGAAAUCUUAAAAAAAAAAAAAAAUCAAAAUCACAAAAUCUUAAAAAAAAAAAAAAAAAAAAAAAAA